AUGGCGAGGAGACCGCCGCCCAACCUGACGGACAAGACUCUUGGCUGCUUCUCUCAUGUCAAGCCCAGCCCGAUGCUGGACCAUCUCAUUCGCUUCUUGUCCACCUGGAGUGGGACGGACAAGGCCCUCAUGUUCACGCAAUACUCGAGCAAGCUCAUUAUCCCCCUUCUUACUCUUCAACACGCUGUUCGACUGAGGCUCGCGGGCACAAAGGUGUACCACGCCUCCAAUGGCGGGUCAGCCAACGCACGCCGCCUCGAAAAACUCUACAAUCUCAUCGGCGAUGCGCGUGUCCUGUUCCGUAUCUGGGGUAUCCUGCCGAUGAUAAAAUGGAUGAUUGCAUUGGAGCGCGAUCCACCCCCUACCCGCCCGCUCCAUACAAUCGAGCGCAUCCAAGGCUGGUCCAUGCUAGCGUACUGCCCCAUGGAGGCGGUGGCCUACCUUGCCUCGCAUGGGAUCUUGCCCGUCUCCACGGCAAACCAGAACCGCCUCUGGCUCUGGUCGUGCCGCUGCUGGGCCGUCUACGUUGGACUGCAGCUACUUCACCUCGUAGAGGACAAUAGGUUGCUCAGACUGAGGGCAAGGGCGCUCGAGAGGAGCAGAGGUCACCCUGUCCCUGCGGCGGCUGUUCGUUCAUCUGCCGCGGACGAUGAGAAGAAGUCCUUCUCCGCUGCGUCCAAGGACGAGCUGAGCGAGGAGCAAGCUGUCACACGCAAGCUCUGGGAUGAUCUCGACGAGCGCAAGCAGGCCAUAUUGAGCGAGCUGUGGGUCAAUUUGGGGUACCUGCCCCUCACGAUUCACUGGUCGUGCCCGAGUGGCAUCUUCAACUCGGACGUAUGGGUCGGCAUAUUUGGUACGGUCGCGGCGGUCAGUGGCUUCAGGCCGGGAUGGAAGGCGACUGCUGCGUGA
Jaminaea rosea is the source of this 909-nucleotide messenger RNA. RefSeq lists its product as hypothetical. NCBI's taxonomy places the organism in Eukaryota, Fungi, Basidiomycota, Exobasidiomycetes, Microstromatales. Gene Ontology annotation, biological process: peroxisome fission. The record is from RefSeq and is a predicted model, not a curated record. Gene Ontology annotation, cellular component: peroxisomal membrane. The transcript has 3 exons. Bases 1 to 909 code for a protein of 302 amino acids.